AUGGACAAAAGGACAGAGACGAAAAGAGCGAGGGGCCAACGAGACUUCGAGAGAACUUGCAGUGACAAUGACGCACCAUGCCCCAAGACGAACGAUCACAAAAGACAGAAGCGAGACAAAGAUGGCAGAAAGCACGGACAAGAUGAACAGCAUCACGAUACCACCUUUAUCCCUCACGACAAGUAUCACAUCGGUUGGAUUUGUGCGCUGCCCGACGAGUUAGCCGCAGCUGAGGGCAUGUUGGACGACAUUCAUGAGCGUUGUUAUCAACCCCGCAGUGAUACCAACACCUACACUCUAGGUACGAUUGUCGAACACCAUGUUGUCCUGGCGUGCCUCCCUGCACAGAGUUAUGGGACAAACAACGCGGCGGUUGUGGCGACGAACAUGCGACGAACAUUUGCGUCGAUACACUUUUGGCUGCUGGUUGGUACUGGUGGCGGCGCCCCAGGGGAAGUUGACAUAAGGCUCGGUGAUGUUGUUGUCAGUACUAAAGUUCUUCAGAUUGACCUUGGAAAGAUUGUGAGGAAUGGUCAGUUGCACCGGGUCGGUCUUCCUCGCACACCGUCCCAGGGCCUCAUGACAGCCGUCACUGCAUUACAAGCAAAGCACAAAAUAUCCCCAAGCCAAAUAUCCAAAUACGUCGAUCAACUGAUGGAGCCCAAUCCGCGUAGUGCGAGAUUUGCCGAUCCCGGUGCCGAUUUGGAUCUGCUGUUUGACAGCAGCCACGAACAUAUAGCUAAUUUGACGGAGAACUGUAGUCUCUGCAACAAGUCAAGACUCUUACGGCGGGAAGCACGCAGCAAUAGAGGCCCAAUCGUCCACUACGGAACCAUAGCCUCUGCGAAUCAAGUUAUGAGGGACGCGAAAGCAAGGGAUCUAUUGACUAAGGAACUUGGGGAUUAUGCAGACUCGCAUAAAAAUGAUCAGUGGCAAUCCUACGCUGCCGCUACGGCGGCGGCAUACGCCAAAGAACUCCUUUCAACCAUACCGUUGACAGAGGAGUCGGAAGCAAAAGCCGAGGGAGCAAUGCAGAAAACACAACACACCACUGCACGUCGUUCUAGCAAUAACUCUUCAGGUGGACGUACAGCUCAACCUGCAUCGCAAAAAGUUCAUAGAAUCCGAGGUGUCAAAGCAGGCGAUGAUGCGAACCAGAUGAUUCUGUCAAAUGGCACCCCGUUACGUGUGGAGAAGGCAACUGUGCGUAACAGAGGGCUGCAGCUCUUUGGAGACGUAUCGUUGCAGGAUGCUCUCAAAUUCUUGGACAGGAGAAAUGUUGCUGCCAGCGAGGAGGCGGCAGAGGAAACCAUCACGAGCUCAGCCGGCGGUUCGGCGACCAUUUGA
This is a messenger RNA of Pochonia chlamydosporia 170, 1347 nucleotides long. Its product is annotated as Pfs domain protein. Lineage: Eukaryota; Fungi; Ascomycota; Sordariomycetes; Hypocreales; Clavicipitaceae. Gene Ontology annotation, molecular function: catalytic activity. The transcript is spliced from 2 exons. The record is from RefSeq and is a predicted model, not a curated record. The coding region runs from base 1 to 1347 and encodes 448 amino acids. Gene Ontology annotation, biological process: nucleoside metabolic process.